Messenger RNA from Nakaseomyces glabratus, 1089 nucleotides. RefSeq lists its product as uncharacterized. The record is from RefSeq and is a predicted model, not a curated record. Gene Ontology annotation, molecular function: oxidoreductase activity, acting on the CH-CH group of donors, NAD or NADP as acceptor. Lineage: Eukaryota; Fungi; Ascomycota; Saccharomycetes; Saccharomycetales; Saccharomycetaceae.
AUGGUUUCUGCUAAGCAAAUUGUCAUUAAGAAUGAACCCACACCGGGUUACCCCUUCCAGUUUGAUAAACAUAGUGAUGACGCAACUUUCACCACUGUAGAGAAGAACAUUGAUGAAAAUGACUUAUCCGAUGGCGAGGUUCUAGUAGAAACUCAUUAUCUAUCAAAUGAUCCAGCACAGAAAUUUUGGAUUGCCUCAAUUGAUAAAAACUAUGCAAAGGGUGUUUCCAAAGGUGAGGUUAUUCCGGCCAGAGGAAUCGCAAAGGUUUUGGCUUCUAAGAACUCGAAGUUCUCAGUUGGUGAUUUCGUUUCUGCUAGAACUGGGUGGACGAGUCAUUGUAUUUUGAAAGACUCUGAUGGCGUAGAAUUAACUAAACUAGAUCUGACGAAAGUUAGUGAUCCAUCGUGGUAUUUAUCUGUAUUAGGUGGUACAGCAUUAACUGCAUAUUUUAUAUUUUAUCGCUAUGCUGAACUACAAGAGAGAGAAUCCGAUUACGGUAAGACAUUUUUAAUUUCGGGUGCUGCAGGAGCAGUUGGUUCGGUAUGUAUACAAAUUGCUUUGCAUAGAUUUAAAGCUGCAAAAGUUAUUGCUAUCGCUGGUGGCGCUGAGAAGGUGAAAUUUGUUGAAUCAUUUGGGAGCCGUGUUGUUGGUGUAGAUUAUAAGGAUCCCAGCUUUAAGGAUAAUUUACUAAAAGCAGCAGGUGGCCAAAACACAGUUGAUUAUUUUAUUGAUAACGUUGGUGGUGAGAUUUUAGAUUUUAGCACUGCAUUAUUAAAAGUCCAUGCAUAUAUUAUAGCAUGUGGUUCUAUCAGUGGUUACAAUGACCCAAGCAAACUGCCAUUCAAGAACUAUGUAAGUGUAGUGACCAAGAGGUUGACAAUUAAGGGUUUACUGCUUUAUGAUAACAAGGAAAAUUUCCCUGCAGGUUAUAGUAAGUUGUUAGAGAUGAUUGAAAGCAAUCAAUUGGAUGUCAGCAAAGCAGAAACAAUGGUUGAUGCAACUGGUGAAAAGUUUGAUGAUAUUCCUUUAAUUUGGAACAGUCUAUUUGAAGGGAGGAACAAGGGUAAGCUCAUCACUAAACUAAAGUAA